Photinus pyralis (common eastern firefly) is the source of this 2886-nucleotide messenger RNA. Its product is annotated as nostrin-like. NCBI's taxonomy places the organism in Eukaryota, Metazoa, Arthropoda, Insecta, Coleoptera, Lampyridae. The transcript has 11 exons. Bases 239 to 2626 code for a protein of 795 amino acids. Gene Ontology annotation, molecular function: protein binding. Gene Ontology annotation, cellular component: plasma membrane; cytoplasm. The record is from RefSeq and is a predicted model, not a curated record.
GGUGGUGAACGUAGAACGCAAACAGAAAAUAGAACCAAAAAUAGGUAGUAACGAAGAGGACCACACUCACAUUAGCGAGGUAACGAUUGUAAUUCAAGAAUCGGAACUUUCGAAAAAUUCCAGCUCGCCUACCAUAUCAAAGAGUGCGGACGACUUGGGGAACUCUUUCAUCAAAUCUGAGUACUUUAAUUUCGAACUGACGAAAAGUUUAAACGACUGCUCGUGUAGUCAAAGAUUAAUGAAGAGCGGCAGCGAUCCCAAUAUAUCCCACAGCCAGCUUGAGUUAGAACACGAAGACGACGGAUUAUACAAAGUUCCCGGGGCCGUGAGAAAAAUUCGCCAUUCCCAUUCGUUGAACGACUUCAACAAGAUCGAGCAGAUCGACUGCAUAUCGUCCGCGCAUUCGAGUAUAGAGCACAUUUCGUGCAGUCAAAUUAUAGUUAAGAAGUCGGAAGGUAACGAGGUCGAUAGGGGUUCACCCGCUAUGGACUACUGCAGAGUGCGAAGCAAAAUGCCAUUCAAGAAACGCAAAGUUAGCUUUCUGCGUAAACCGAAAGCCACAACGUGGAUAAAUCUGAGAGCCAAAUUCGAUCACAUGGUCAACGAGCACGCGGCGAAGCAGAGGGUGGGUGCGUUUCCAGACAAAGAUAGCACAGUCAUACACAUCGAAGAGAUGUACAAAUCAUCCAAAGACAAGUGCAAGAAAAUUUUGAAGAGCACCGGAAGGAUGUUCAAAUCGAAAAGGGACCAAGAGAAUGUCGAUCCAAACGGUGAGAAAUCUCCGAAAUUGAUUAAAGCUAGUGACAUCGAGUAUAAAUUCGACGAGGAGAGUAAGGACGAUUGUACGGAUAGUAGCAGUAUUAAUACUAAGACUGAUAAAAGUGAUAAAUCAGUAGUGAUAAGUGCCAAACAUUUUUUUAGUCUUCCAAUGACUAUAAUUGAUGAAAAAAUGCAGGAUGGAGAGUUUCGUUCGGUGAAAAAUGUAUUUAGGAGAAGUAAAUUUUUGCCGGCAGAGAGUCAUACGGGAUUUGAUGAUCUACGUAAAUAUGUCAAGCAAGGCGGGGAUUUUUGUAAAGAGCUAUCAACUAUUCUGCAAGAGCGAUCUGACGCCGAACUACAGUAUGCAAAAAGUUUAUCAAAGCUCAGCGGAAAAUUGGCACGGGCCUGCAGGGAGGGCGUCGGAGGUUUGAACGACACAUGGAGGUCUAUCGCGGUCGAACUGGAAACUCGAGCGGAGGCUCAUCGAGUCUUAGGGACGGCGUUACUCGAGGACGCCACUCGUCCAUUAAAAACCCUAACCGAAAAUCAACACAAGAUUCGCAAACAAGCCGAAAUUGGGGUGGAUAAAUCGACCAAAGUUCUUUCGGAAUGGAGGGCGGCGGAAGCGAAAAGUAAAAAACACAGCCACGCGUGUGCCCGAGAUAAUGAAAAAUUACAAGAUGCUUUACUAGACGUUAGAUUAUCAAAAACGACUAGUUUGAUUCAAUUGGCUCAUAUGCACAACCAGAAAGUGUUAUCGGAAAAAGAAAACGCAAAGUUGGAAGGUAAGAGGCGUAAGGCAGAAGAUGCAGUAAAAAAGGCCGACAUUGAAUAUUAUACGUUAUGCGUCAGAGCCGAACGCGCAAGACUAGAGUGGGAAUCUGACAUAUUGAGGGGUUCGAAUACAUUUCAAGUACUAGAAGAAGAAAGACUGAAUAAUUUAAAAUCUGUUUUAAAUUCGUAUUUACACCACAGCAAUCAAUUGGGACCUCGUCUUGUUGAGGCAACCGAAAGGUUAUCGGGUCCAGUUGCGCAAGCAGAUCCCUCCAAGGAUUUGUCAACAUUUGUGAAUCUUCGCAACUCCUCGCAACAAACCGCAGAGCAACUGCUUCCCGACUUUUACUGUGAACACAUUACCUUGGCCAUGAACAGAGACAGGAGAAAACAGGCAUUAGUGAAACUCCUCCAGCUUAUUAGGCAGGACAUUGAGCGAGAAAGGAAGUCGAAAAAUGGCCUGGAAAACUUAUCAAAGGCUAUCAAACAAACGCCAAAUUUCGGAGCGGAAGAUUCACAACAGAACGUUUCUGAAAAAUUAUACCACAUGAAGUCAAUGUUAACCUACCUGGAAGGUGCAAGAUACAAAGUACAAAACGCUUUAGCCGAAUUAGAUAGUAAACCAAAAACGGGUCACCCACUAGCCCCUCACAUUACAGUUACCAGAGAUAAAGCAGGAUUGCAGCAAAGUGUUUUAAAGGUACCUGAUUGGUUGCGCGAAGAAUUUGUAGAACCCGAAAAGAGCCCAGUCAGCGAAAAAUCUAUUAAAUCCGGCCAUAUCAACGAGAUUGACUACCUUGAACCGGACUGGACAGAUCGUGGCGCAGCGGAUGGUAACUCUAAUCAGCCGGAUUCCGAUUUUGAUGAGUUUUCAUCGCAAGGUAGUUCUGCAACUGAAGAAAAUCCGGUGCAACCGAUAGCUCAGUGCAAAGCUCUCUACACCUACACGCCGAAUCUUCCUGAUGAAUUGGCACUACAUCCGGGAGAUGUUCUAUCCGUUUACAGAAAACAAGAGGACGGUUGGUGGUUGGGAGAGUGCAAGGGUUCUGUGGGUAUUUUUCCAGCAACGUACGUUGAAAGUUUACAAGCAUAAUAGGUUGUUCUCAGGAAUUGUUUUGUAUUGGUGUGCUAUUAUAGUGAAAUACCAAACGGUUAAGUUUUAUAAUUGCAUUUAUAUAAAUUAUUUUCUAGUGAAGUAUGCGAUGUAAAAACAAUAAUUAAAUACCUAGGCCGUAAAACUGUAAAAAUAUGUGAGAUUUUUGCAAUGUUAUUUUCAUUAUAUGAAACAUCAGUAGUUGCAUUAAUCUAAUUCUGUUGUACCUAUUAAUAAAUUUUCUUCCAUUUAAAAAUGUA